This is a messenger RNA of Girardinichthys multiradiatus, 2885 nucleotides long. RefSeq lists its product as uncharacterized. The coding region runs from base 2 to 1615 and encodes 537 amino acids. The transcript has 3 exons. The record is from RefSeq and is a predicted model, not a curated record. Lineage: Eukaryota; Metazoa; Chordata; Actinopteri; Cyprinodontiformes; Goodeidae.
CAUGACCAGAACAUCCGGCCUCGUCUUCCUGCUGCUGGCAGCUCAGAUCCCAGCCUCUCAGACACUUACCAGUACUGGCAAGGAAUUCAUUGUUGUUUUUCCAGAAAACAUUGCCUACUAUCACCCUUCUAGUCCGGAAAACAAGAUCUGGAUCACUGCCCUACACAAUGACACAGUUAUCACAAUCUCUCCGUCCCCCGCAGAGGGUUCACCUCAACAUCUGACAGCUGGAGAGACGAAGAGUUUUAAUAUGACCCAAGAACUCGGGAAGCUAGACUUCAAUAACUACUUGAAUUCUACUCCUUUUGAAGUUUUCAGCAUCUCUGACAAAACCAUUAACAUUACCAGCUCCAAAGAUGUUGUCGUCCAAGCCAUCAGCAUCAAAAAGAGGAGCAUGCAGUCCGCUCUAGUUAUUCCUGCUGACAAACUCAGCAUGAAAUACUUCCUCCCACCGGUGCCUAAAAUUGAAGGAACAACUGAUCAAGGGGUUCUUGUCGUAAACGUUACAGAGAGAGGCCCGUUCAGACUCAUCAUCAUCAACCCUAGUAAUGAUACUGUGAAGGUGGCCAUUAAAGGGGGAGAUGAAAUCUCAGGUGACAUAAAGUCUGGGAAAGUUGCUCAAAUCUGGGUCACCAACACCUCAACAUCUCAGUUUGUCGAAGCAGAUAAGCCCGUGGCAGUCUUCUUCAGCCACCCCUGUGCUACGCAGUAUGACUGUACCUGCGGGCUUCUGCAUGCCAUGCUGCCUCCGGCCAAGAACCGCACUAUGAACUUUCCUGUUCCUCCUGUUCUGGCUGAGCAAGCAUCCAUUCUCUUGUCUGAUCAACAUUUCAGAGGAUAUGAGAGUUUUAAAUCUUACUCAGCAGUUGUUCAGUCGGCAGGCACAGCCAUCCUCUAUCAGCCCUCUCUACUCCUCACACUUAUCCCAGAAGAAGAGUUCGGAAGCUGUUUUGUUGUCCCGUUCAUCAAGAAUAAGAAAAACUUUCUUAUCAUCGUGGUCCACAAGGAGCACAAAGAUGGGAUUCACGUCGGAAAGGUUCCUCUGAAUAAUACAGAUUGGCAGGAGUUGAAGGGAACAGACUAUGUCUCAACGAAUCUCAGCACAUCAUCUCCAAAUACCUUCGUCUGGCACAAUUCGUCCAUAAUGGCCGUUUACUUCGUGGGCAACGAGGAAAAUACAUGGUUUGGGAAUCCUGCCCCAGUUGUCAGUGUAACCCCAGAUUUCAGGGGCUGUGCUGUGACUCCAGAGGAGAUAAAUAUCCUAUAUGAUGCAAAAAGUUGGCAAGACUCGAUACAAUCCUGUAAAGAUAUAGGUCUACAUCUCAUCAGCCUUUCUGACAAGAGUUUACAAAAACACAUCUGCAGCAAGCUUCCUAAAAACUUUGUGCAGAAUGUGUGGAUCGGCAUGCGUCGCAGCUCCAUGACUGGAGAUUGGUAUUGGUUGAACAGACAUCCAUUCAACAACACCAACUGGGCUCCUGAGGAGCAGGUGGGUAAUGGCCAGUGUGGCGUUAUGAGUCUGAAAUCCAGCAGGAACUGUGGCUGGAAUGACGAGGACUGCUGCAAGACCAUCCACCCUGUCUGCUACAGAGAUCCAGUAAUCCUACAAAUAUGAUGUGGUGAAAAAUGUAUCCCAAAUCAGGCAGAGUAAGAUGUUUUCUGCUCCAGUUUCUCCAGGAUCUGAGCAUAGCUACUUCCAUAAUUAUCAUGGUCCUCAUAGUCAUCAGAAAACGUUAGAAAGAUUAAAAUAAUAGAUUAAAUUAAUAUUUUUCUGUAACUCUGGCUGUAGCUUAUUUUAAUUAAAUCGGUUGGUUAGUUUAGCCUCUAACUGCUCAUGUUCUGGGAAUAUUUUACACAACUUGGUUCUUGGAGAUCAUAAAUGGAGGGGUCCCAACACAAAGCAGGCAUCAUUGCGCCCCCUGAUGGCUCCUCAUCCUAACCGAGUAGUUUUUGUUGCACAGUUUUCGGUUAUUAUUUUGGGCCACAGAAAGUUGAAGCAUAGAUAAGUUCUGAUUGUCUGCUGUAAAUAUUUAUUUGCUGAUGUUUGCUUGUGUCUCGGCUGUGGAACAUAACGGUCAUGUAAAAGACUUCAGACCCAAAUCAUACUUUCACAGAUGCAGGUGACAGUCCUCUCUCUCAGAUACAGUAGACAAUCGAGCUUCUUGGUUAGGAUUAAGAACCAAAUGUUAGAACCUUUUUCCACCUGAUCGUACCCACGGAUUCUAGAAGAACAAGUCCAGUUAGCACUUGUUUAGCUUCACAAGAUGGAGGAACGUUCCUCCAUCUACAAGCACCUGGCUUCUGUCUGCAGUCAGAGUCCAGAUAAUAUUUAGUCCUGAAUUAAAAGUCAUUCGUAGAGUUGCAGGAAUUUAUCUUCAUCUUCAUGCAUCAUUUCUGAACUCAAAGGCUGCAGAUGAUAUUAAGAAUAUUGUUUUAAAGAAGUUAUUUUCAACAGGGAAAAAAUACAUUGAUGCAUUUUCACCUUUUUUCUCUCGAGUUGCAUUUAAUAGUUUCUCCUAUAUAAAAAAAUAAAAUGAUAUAGCAUUAACUAAUAUUUCUAGCACCAAGUGCAGUCUGUGGAUCUAAUUAUUUAAUGGAUUUUAAAGCAUUUAAUCUCUGAAGAAGUAAUUAUUUUAGUGUCUGUUCCAGAACAUUAACCUCUUAAUUGUAGUUAUCGGAUUUAGGGUUAAAUUGAUUCUUUGUAGUUUGAUCCAUGUUGACAGAGUUAAGACUGAAACUAACAAAUAAUGAAUCUAAUUCUUUGUGUGACUUUGCUCUAAAUUUAUCACCAUAGAAGCUGUAUAAAUGAAAUGAUAAUAAUAUAAUUCUUAUUACUCUUAUUAGUAUGUUGUUAUUAUUUAUGCCAAUAAAUCGGUUGUAAUGUG